Botrytis cinerea B05.10 is the source of this 1403-nucleotide messenger RNA. RefSeq lists its product as hypothetical. Lineage: Eukaryota; Fungi; Ascomycota; Leotiomycetes; Helotiales; Sclerotiniaceae. The transcript has 6 exons. Gene Ontology annotation, cellular component: membrane. The coding region runs from base 117 to 1022 and encodes 301 amino acids. The record is from RefSeq and is a predicted model, not a curated record.
GGCUUCAAUUUCAUCCGCAAGUACAUCCAAAGCAUCUGUAAAGAUCUGAACCUUUCCCUCUUUCCUCUUUCAUACACAAUACUAGUAACGGAUUUUUCUAAUAUAAGUCUUCAGAAAUGACCGGAAGUUGUGCUGCCCUUAAUACCCCUGAUACAAAAUGGAGCUUCUGUCCCAACAUCGGCGCCGCCUACUUAUUUACUAUCCUAUUCGGUCUCACCACUAUCGCUCAUCUUACUCAGGCUAUCCUUCAUAGAAGGGCAUACUGCUGGGUCAUUAUAGUAUCAGGAAUAGCACAGACUCUUGCGUAUAUAUUCAGAGUCAUUAGUAUUAAAAAUCCUGCUAGUUUUGGAAAUUAUGCGGCUUGGUUUAUUCUAAUUCUGAUUGCACCACUUUUCACGAAUGCCUUCGCCUAUAUGGUCAUGGGAAGGAUGAUUUGGAACUAUGUCAUAGAAGCUAAAAUAUGGAAAAUAACGGCAUGGAGAUUUGGACUCUACUUUGUGAUUCUAGAUGUGGCAGCACUCCUUAUUCAAAUUUACGGAGCUGCAACCGCGGCCAGUGACAACGCAAGCGCAGACGAAACCUUACAGGGUCUUCAUGUUUAUAUGGUUGGUGUUGGAAUACAGCAAUUCUUCAUCUUCGUCUUCCUUUUCUUCGCCUUCAAGUUCCAUCAAACACUUCGUAGCCAGUCCCGUCAAAACGUCUAUACUUCACGACAAGCAUGGUCCUUACUUUAUGCCUUGUAUGCAGUCAUAUUACUGAUCACUAUCAGAAUUAUUUUCCGUCUUGUUGAAUACUCCCAAGGCCUCAAAAGUAGCAUUCCCAACCACGAAGCGUUCCAAUACUCUCUCGACUCGGUCGCAAUGCUUUUUGCUCUCGUUGUUCUUAACAUCUUUCACCCUGGUCGCAUCAUGGCGGAUUCAGACUCAAGCAUUCCAGGGAGGAAAGCGAGGAAGAGCAAGACCUUUAGAACAAAGAUGCAGAAGGUUGCAAAUAGUGAUAUUGACGAGGUUCCAAUGGUGUAAUAUUUGCAAGGUGUUAUGAAAAACCGAAAAUCUGAAGUCCGGAAUGAAUAUUGUACAACUUAUAAAGAGGAUCGACGUUGGCUUUAGGGCUACAUCGGAGCCUAGAGGUUGGGUCAUUGAGAAUCACAAUUUGAGUUGGAGUUUUUUUUUUUUCAUAAUUAAUCAAUUGACAUAAUGCAUUUUUGUAGUCACUGGGGUUCGUUUUAAUACGUUAUAAGAAGAAUAUCCACAGUAGCUACUCAAGGAGUGAUAAUGAAUUGCUCCUAGAGCAGAGAGCUGGUUGAGAUGUGCUUUGAACCUACCUUGGGUUGCGAAUGGACGGUCCUAUGCAUUGUCUUACCAUUUCAUGUCUGUUAGCUUCGAUAACAAAUCAGAGAAUCA